Molecule: messenger RNA, 1985 nt
Organism: Condylostylus longicornis
Lineage: Eukaryota; Metazoa; Arthropoda; Insecta; Diptera; Dolichopodidae
Gene: Rga
Product: regulator of gene activity
Exons: 2
Coding region: 537-1943 (468 amino acids)
Biological process (GO): regulation of stem cell population maintenance; nuclear-transcribed mRNA poly(A) tail shortening; regulation of DNA-templated transcription
Cellular component (GO): P-body; CCR4-NOT core complex
Source: RefSeq, a predicted model, not a curated record
AUGGAGCGCUGGUUUUCAGUACCAAAGGAAAAUUUAGGCCCCACAAAAUGAAGUCCAAUUUAAUUUGCUGCGUUUUGUGUUAAAUAUAUUUGGCACAACAAAAAAUAUUUUAUUACAAAUUCGUAAAAUAUUCUCUAAAAUUGCUUAAAAACAUUGAAUUAUUAAAUUAAAAAUACUGCUCUUAAUUUUUAUCUCAAUAAAAACUAAUAAACAUAAAGUGAAAAUCGUAAAUAUAUAUUAAAAACUGACUUAAGAGAAAACUAUAAAGUGAGACUUGUCAAGUGAAAACUUGAAAGUAUAUUGCUUUAUUCUGUAAAUAGUGAAAAAAAUUGUUAGUUUUUAAUAUUUUUCUUACAUAAAAUUAUAUUAAAGUUUUUAAGAUUGUUUUGUAUGCUGAUUUGAAUAGUAAAGCAUAUUAAAUUUGUAUUUAAAAGAACUGCUAUAAACAAAGGCUGGUCUCCGUUUGGAAUGCCAAAUGCGCAAGCAUUUUUUAAAAGUCGUAUGAAUGAAAUUUUUAUAACAGUUAAGAAGAAAAUAUGGCAAAUUUUAAUUUUCAACAACCCCCCAGAAGUAUGGCUAAUGCCACAUUAGCGGGGAGAAAUUCAGGAACGUUUGGAGGAAAUUCAUUGUCAGGGCAUGUAACACCAACCUCGGAUAUGUUUCCAAUUGGUGGUGGGAAUUAUGGACAGCCACAGCCGCCACAAUUAUCUCCUAAUCGAAAUAUGCAACUUUCGGUGAGUGGUGGCGGACCUUCGUUAACGGCGGCGGGUGGAAGAUCAAAUAUAUUUGGCAGCCAAAGACCUUUCAAUCAAAGAACGAUGACAGGAUUAAGUGGUGGUGGUCCUAUGUCUAAUAUGAAUUCAUUUAUGCAAACAUCACGGGGUUAUGGUUCAGGUAGUGGUGGUAACGCUCUCAAUAAUUUUCAUUCUGUAUUUGUUGGUAAUACUGGUGAUAGCUCAACGCCAGCGUUGCUUGAUCUUUCAGAAUUUCCCUCGUUAACAAAUGCUAGAGGUCAAAAUGAUCAAUCACUGCCACAAUCAAAUCCUCUGCAACCUCCCGGUAGUAAGCCAUAUGUGGGGAUGGUUAAACAGCCGACAAUGGAACAUUCUGAGUUUCAAAUGUCAAAUGAAGAUUUCCCUGCGCUACCUGGAACGCAAAUAACUGAUGGUACAAAUAACACUGGAAGUGGAAUAAGCGAUAAUGUAAUGGACAAUGCGGAGAAAAAUCCAUCAUUAGUGGGUGGUGGAAGUGGAGGAAUAGGAGGUACUGGUUUAGGAGGAAGUAUUGAACACCAAAAUGACAUAAGUUCGAGUAGUGAAAAUGCAAUUAAACGGGGCGUGCAAACAUCACCCGAUGGAAAGGUAACAAACAUACCUGCUAGUAUGGUCAAUAAUCAAUAUGGCAUGGUUGGUUUACUGACGUUUAUACGAGCAGCCGAAUCUGAUCCAAAUUUAGUUACAUUAGCUAUGGGACAAGAUUUAACAGGCUUAGGAUUAAAUUUAAAUUCUCAGGAAAAUCUGCAUCCUACAUUUGCUGGACCUUUUGCAGAUCAUCCAUGUCGAGCUCAAGAUAUUGAAUAUAAUGUGCCGCCCGAAUAUUUAAUAAAUGCGUCGAUACGAGAUAAAUUAUCAAGUCUAGCACUGAAAAAGUAUAAAGAUGACCUAUUAUUUUUCUUGUUUUACACAAAUGUUGGUGAUGUUAUGCAAUUAGCAGCAGCAGCUGAAUUAUUUAAUCGAGAUUGGAGGUAUCAUGUUGAGGAAAAAGUUUGGAUAACUAGAAUUCCUGGUAUACCGCAAAUUGACAAGAACGGCACAAAAGAAAAUAAAACGUUUUAUUAUUUUGAUGCCCAAACAUGGAGAAGAGUCGUAAAAGAUUUCCAAGUUGAUGGCGAUAAACUGGAUAAAUGUCCGACUUUAAGUGCAUUGAAUGGACAGUCUGUAUAAAAUAUUAUUAAUGAAUAAAUAUAUUUAACGAUAAAUUUAGAA